CAACUCUCCUCGCUCUCCACUACCAUCUUCCUCUCCCCACAACAGAUAGUCAAUCAUUUGCGCGAACUUCACCCGACACAUUCAAGAUGGCACCCUCUCAGACCGGUUCCCACGCAUUCUCGAGGACCCCUAGCGCUUAUGUACCUUGCGAUGAGCGCCUCGAUCUGACUAUGCCAAAGCACGUCAUCCGUCAGGGACAAAAAUUCACAUGCGCCCAUCUCAACUAUCUCGAGUGUCAUGGUCGAACUGUGUUCGCUGACGACAGAUGCGUGAAUUGGUUUCUCAACGCCCUUCGUCUUCGUUGGAAGGUCUCGGGCAGAGUCCUGCGUGACCGGUCUGAUCAAAGUAAGGAUCUCUGCGAAUUCCUCGACCUAGAGGUCGAGAACAAGCGCAUCAUUAGCGACUUAUUCACGGAUGAGGCAAUCUACUACCUCCUGGAUCGCAGCGCCCCUGACGGUAUGAUGAUCUUCACUGCAGUGGUUCACGAGAUCUACAACUUUCAGUGGCAAAACUGGUCAGAGGAACAGAAUAAUAAGCACAAGCAGCAAGGUCAUCACGCGCUUGUUAUCUUUCACGCACAAGCUACCGCAAACCAGCUAAGCAACAACGUUCUCGCGUUCAAGAACACAGCUGCCCCUGAGCUCCGCAAAUGGGCUGAAAUGACUGUCUCGGGACAUCUCAUGGCAGUUGUCACCCAGGGUCACCUUCCACAACGUCCUGCUGUUCGCAAUACCGCUCGCUUCGCCUUCGAAGACGAUGCUACGACCCGCAACGUGAUGGACGUCAAGCAAAUGACGAACUCUCCCCCUCCCUUCAGCUUCACACCCGGUUACCGGCCUCCUCAACCUGCUGCUCGCGACUUCGAUUCUUUCGCCCCCAUUAAGGACGUCCUCAAUUGUGACUUGAUGGACGUCAGACGAAUGGACACCUCGUCCCCUCCCUCAACUUACCCCAACGACGACUACGUUCGCGGACAGGGUCCAUCCAGCGGUCGUUACCAAGCACCCGCCCCUGAUGGUCCCUCCUUCUUGGGCGAGAAGCGCAAGAUCUUGCGCUUCUGCCCCUUACUAUUACGAACCGCCAUCAGACAAGAGAGUCAAGAUCAAGUCAGAGAGCACUACUCACUACAGACCUUACGAGACUUAUAGACCAUCUACCUCCAAACGUCGUGCCUUUGAACAGGGCAACAACAGAUCGUCUCACACUGACACUCGCCGCGGCACUCGUGUCUAUGCCAUCAACUCAGAAAGGGCCACUGCCCGCGAAGGAUCCGCUCACGAAGGAGCUAGCAGCUAUACCCCUAAUCGCGAGAAGGUUCUCAGAGCCAAA
Messenger RNA from Aureobasidium subglaciale EXF-2481, 1329 nucleotides. RefSeq lists its product as uncharacterized. The coding region runs from base 87 to 1148 and encodes 353 amino acids. The record is from RefSeq and is a predicted model, not a curated record. The transcript has a single exon. NCBI's taxonomy places the organism in Eukaryota, Fungi, Ascomycota, Dothideomycetes, Dothideales, Saccotheciaceae.